GGACUUAGGAGAAAGAGAUAGAGUGUUUUUUAUCGUUGCCUGUCUGGACUUCUGGAUCUCACUCUCUCUCUCUCUCUGCCACUGCCAGACCAAAAAAGUCAUUGCUUUAGCUGACUCUCUCUCUCUCUGCUCCUUUAUUCUUCUUUACUCUUCUUUCCUUUCUUUCCCUUUUCUCCCUUUUAUGCAAUAAUAAUAUUAUUAAUCUCUUUCUCUCCGACAAAAAUUCGUCUAAAUGUUUGCUUCUGAGAAAUUUUCUUGUUUUCCUUGAAACGUCUGCUUUAGAAUCCUUACGUGUGUAUCGAAGCAAGCUCUCAAAUCCCACGAGUUUGAGUUCGCUAUGUUUUAGCCCAUGGGACCAAAUCCAUGAGCUUCAGCUAAAUUGGAUCUGAGGCUCCCACUAGGGUACCCUGACUCUUGCGCAAAUGCCGUUAGCGUUGGGCCUCUUUCAAGCUCUAAUGCCCGCUUCUGAGCAACGCCAUUGGAUGAAGAGCUAGCUGAGACCUGCUGCUCCCUCAUGUCUUCAGGAAGUCAUCAAGUUCUGCAGAGGUUACAUUCUCAUUUCUACAGUCAGUUUCAGCAACCCUGUGCCAAACAACUCCCCAUGAGGUUCUCCUCCACAGCGGCAUUUACUUUCCUCUUCAUCAUUAUCAAUCUUCUACCCCUGGCUAUUUCUGACCUGAACUCAGAUAAGCAAGCACUUCUUGACUUUGCUGCUGCUGUUCCCCAUCGGCGCAACCUCAGCUGGAGCCCUACUGCUGCAGUCUGCAAAUCUUGGGUAGGCAUUACUUGCUCACUGGAUGGCACCCGUGUAAUUGCCCUCCGGCUCCCUGGGGUAGGGCUUGUGGGACACAUCCCACCAGGCACCCUUGGUAAGCUUGAUGCCCUCAGGAUUCUCAGCCUUCGAUCUAACCUUCUCUAUGGUAAUCUUUCUUCUGACAUUACCUCCCUUCCUUCGCUCCACUACCUCUACCUCCAACACAAUAAUUUCUCUGGUGAGAUUCCUACCUCCUUUUCCCUUCAACUCAAUGUACUAGAUCUGUCAUUUAAUUCCUUUUCUGGAAAGAUUCCUCAAACAAUACAAAAUUUGACGCAGCUUACUGGUUUGAACCUCCAAAACAACACCCUUUCUGGAUCCAUACCUGAAAUUGAUCUCCCUGGACUCAAGCAUUUGAAUUUAAGUUACAAUCAUCUUAAUGGCUCUGUUCCAUCAUCCCUUAAAACAUUUUCUAAUUCAUCCUUUGUCGGAAACCCUCUCUUAUGUGGACCCCCUCUAAAAGCUUGCUCCUUCAUCCUCCCACCACCAUCUCCGUCGCCUGCUUUGUCUCCACCCCAACCAUUGGUUCCUUCAAAUCAAAGCUCCAAAAAGAAACUGUCUAUGGGAGCUAUAAUUGCCAUUGCAGUCGGAGGGUUUGUGCUGCUGUGUCUGUCAGCUCUAAUUAUUGUUCUCUGCUGCUGUCUAAAGAAGAAACGUAGUGAAGGCACUGGUGUAUCAAAAGGAAAGGGUUUAAGUGGUGGGAGGAGUGAGAAGCCCAAAGAGGAGUUUGGGAGUGGGGUGCAGGAGCCGGAGAAAAACAAGCUUGUUUUUUUUGAAGGUUGCUCUUAUAAUUUUGAUCUUGAGGAUCUAUUGAGGGCUUCAGCUGAAGUGCUGGGAAAAGGUAGUUAUGGCACAGCAUAUAAGGCUGUUUUGGAAGAGGCAACGACAGUGGUGGUGAAAAGGUUGAAGGAAGUAGUGGUUGGGAAGAGGGACUUUGAACAGCAGAUGGAAAUUGUGGGUAGGGUUGGGCAGCACCCAAAUGUUCUGCCACUCCGAGCUUAUUAUUAUUCAAAAGAUGAGAAGCUCCUUGUCUAUGACUAUGUCCCUAGUGGCAGCUUAUCUACACUAUUGCAUGGAAACCGGGGAGGUGGAAGAACUCCAUUUGACUGGGACGCCAGAAUAAAGAUCUCGCUUGGAACUGCAAGGGGAAUCGCCCACAUCCAUUCUAUGGGUGGUCCUAAAUUCACUCAUGGAAAUAUCAAGUCCUCAAACGUCCUCGUCAACCAAGAUCAUGAAGGAAGCAUUUCUGAUUUUGGCCUAACCCCUCUUAUGAAUGUCCCUGCCACGCCUUCUCGGGGUGCAGGCUAUCGUGCUCCAGAAGUGAUCGAAACCCGUAAACACACUCAUAAAUCAGAUGUAUACAGCUUUGGUGUCCUCCUCCUUGAGAUGCUGACUGGAAAAGCUCCACUCCAGUCACCUGGCCGUGACGAUUUGGUUGAUCUUCCUAGGUGGGUCCAGUCUGUUGUUAGGGAGGAAUGGACGGCGGAGGUUUUUGACGUUGAGUUGAUGAGGUACCAAAACAUUGAAGAAGAAAUGGUGCAGAUGUUGCAAAUUGCUAUGGCCUGUGUGGCAAAGGUGCCAGACUUGCGACCCAACAUGGAUGAAGUUGUUAGGAUGAUUGAAGAAAUCCGGCAAUCCGACUCAGAGAACCGGCCAUCUUCUGAAGAGAACAAAUCCAAGGACUCAAAUGUGCAGACUCCAUGAUUGCCUUUCAAGUUUCAAGCCACGCUCAUGAAGAACUCAUCUGGCGCAGAAAUCAACAUCGAACUUCUAAUUUGGAUACAUAUAUGCCUUGUGAGAGGUUUUCCCCAAGUGUUGUUAAAACCUCCUUACGUUGCAUGUAUGACUUGGUAGAGUGUGAAUGUUUCCAUUUAUGCGAUUUUUCUUAGGGAUGUAUUAAUCCUUGUCCAUUUGUCCAUUUGUCCUCAUGUUGAUGGGUUUUUUCAAUUCAUGAUUUGUUGUAAUUUUGUUUUUCAACAUUAUGAAUUAAUUGAUUAAUGACCUUCAAUCAAGAACUUACUUCCUGUAA
Messenger RNA from Alnus glutinosa, 2843 nucleotides. RefSeq names its product probable inactive receptor kinase At5g58300. The transcript is spliced from 3 exons. Lineage: Eukaryota; Viridiplantae; Streptophyta; Magnoliopsida; Fagales; Betulaceae. Gene Ontology annotation, molecular function: ATP binding; protein kinase activity; protein binding. The record is from RefSeq and is a predicted model, not a curated record. Gene Ontology annotation, biological process: protein phosphorylation. Bases 515 to 2518 code for a protein of 667 amino acids.